AUGCCUAUGGCACGCCGUAAAUCAACGCCUUUGCAUCGUGCCUCCGCUCCCGAUCUUCCGUCUACUACUUCUGGGUCUGACCGGUUGCGUGAGGCCCGAAUUAUCCGCGUCCAAACGUCCCAACAGUGUAUAGCUCUAUUUCAUCAUGACAAGACUACUUCUACUAAUGGCCUGUCUCCCUCUACAACUAUGUGUUUACCUGACGAGAAGUGGAUCCGCGCUGGUGGAGUUUAUAACUUUUUUGAGCAUCGCCCCCGUCAGCGUAAUCGUUACAUGCCCUACGUGACUAGAGGAGUCGGAGUUCUCGAUAAAUUACCUUCAUUCUUAUCUUUAAUGCUUCUCAUCGCUGGCAAUGACCGUUUCAUGGAAAGCCAUAAUUCUAUAGUACCAACCCUCAAAGAGUCGGAACUGUCGACGAUGAGCCUGUACAAUGCUACGCCUCAAGCUCUUCCUAAGAUUCUAGGUGCCUCUAACGUCACAGAUGAUAAUUCGCCUCCUAUCUCAGUUGAGGCGGUGCGUUCGAGACAGGAUACAGGAGGAGACAUUCACAUCACCGCACGAAGCCCUUCCCUCGGUUCGGCUACACCUUCACAGGUCGCCAAUCGACCACCACCCCGAAAAAGAGGUCGACCGCCCCGCCCUCGAGUUCAACAUCCUCGUUCGGAUAAAGAAAACAAUACUGCAUCACGACCCUACAGAACCCUCGAUAGCCCAGCAGCUACAAACAAAGCUAAUACAUUACCCAUAAUGAUCUUACCAGUAAUCGUAAUGACACCCUCUCCGUCCCUGAGCGUUUACCAUCGUCAUCAUCAUCUCGCAUGCGUCGACCCUCCCUCCGAAAGCUUCUCUCGGCAUCUGGCAGCAACAAUAGUGAAACUCUAG
Cantharellus anzutake is the source of this 882-nucleotide messenger RNA. RefSeq lists its product as uncharacterized. The transcript is spliced from 3 exons. NCBI's taxonomy places the organism in Eukaryota, Fungi, Basidiomycota, Agaricomycetes, Cantharellales, Hydnaceae. The record is from RefSeq and is a predicted model, not a curated record. The coding region runs from base 1 to 882 and encodes 293 amino acids.